Messenger RNA from Globicephala melas (long-finned pilot whale), 5094 nucleotides. It is a transcript of the gene ARMC7, whose product is annotated as armadillo repeat containing 7. The record is from RefSeq and is a predicted model, not a curated record. NCBI's taxonomy places the organism in Eukaryota, Metazoa, Chordata, Mammalia, Artiodactyla, Delphinidae. Gene Ontology annotation, molecular function: protein binding.
GCCCUCUGGGGCGGGGCUAAGAGCGGCUUGCCCCGGAAGUCCGGAACUGAGCCGGAAAUUAAGCGCCGCUGGGCGCUACUCCUCCCUCCUUCGGCGCGCGACAGCGUCCUGGUUUUCCGCGCCCCAAUUUGGAUGUUCACUCCCAACUCUUACGAGGUACUGUGUCCCCACCCCAUUUCCCCAGCCCAAUUUCAGCUGCAAAUUACUGCAGAACCUGAACCGAGGAAAGGAACCUAUUUCCCGCUCCGGUCUGCCCCUCUCCGGACCCGGCGAGGCCCAGGUGAGGUUCUCGCCCGCUUUCCAGCCUCACCUUCCACACUCCCCUGCCCGUCCCCCGGGGUUCCUCCGCCGCCCGACCAUGGCCCAGAAGCCGAAGGUAGACCCCCAUGUCGGCCGGCUGGGAUACCUGCAGGCGCUGGUCACGGAAUUCCAGGCGACCGAGAGCCAAGACGCCAAGGAGCAAGUACUGGCCAACCUCGCCAACUUCGCCUAUGACCCCAGUAACUACCAGUAUCUGCGGCAGCUGCAGGUCCUGGACUUAUUCCUCGAUUCACUGUCGGAGGAGAAUGAGACCCUGGUGGAGUUUGCUAUUGGAGGCCUCUGCAACCUGUGCUCAGACAGGGCCAACAAGGAGCACAUCCUGCAGACUGGGGGUGUCCCACUCAUCAUCGACUGCCUGUCCAGUCCCAACGAGGAGACCGUGCUGUCCGCCGUGACCACGAUCAUGUACCUGAGCUCGCCGGGCUCCAGCUCGCACCCCGAGCUGACCGCCACGCCCGUGGUCCAGUGCAUGGUGCGCUUCUCCCUCUCGGCCAACGCGAGGCUCCGGAACCUGGCCCAGAUCUUCCUGGAAGACUUCUGCUCCCCCAGCCAGGUGGCCGAAGCCCGCAGCCGGCGGGCUCACUCUGCCCUGGGGAUCCCACUACCAAGGGCUGAGGCCCCGCAGCAGCCCUGAUCCAAGGCGCCCUCAGGCCGCGGCACCGGCACUGCCAGAGACAAGACCAGAAUCCCGGUGGGGACUCAGGAAGUGGGAGCAGCAAAGCUCCCACUGUGCACGUUCUCCCCAAGUGGUGCUUUGUCAACCCCUUUAAAGGCGAGUUUUCUCAGUGGGACAGGUGUUUACACUGUGAUGAAAGGCACCAGGAGAUGAGUGAGGAAGCCAGACUUUGAGACACGUGGAGAAGGAAAUUGAAGGGUGCCGUUUUGACAGGCUGACGCUCUCAACCAGCUAGAGGCGAAGGUCCUGCCUCCUGGCCCACCCCGCCACCGAGCUGUCACCCUCGUGUGAGAAGCAGCAGGUCCCUAGACCCAGAGGCUCUGCAGAUGGUGUUUCUCCUGAGGAACAGCUGGGCCUGGGGCUUAGGAGAGUUGCCUGAGCUUGAGGAAACAGGCAUCAUACCUUAACAGAAGUGUCGGGAGUAAUUCUGAGAAAUAGAAAUGAGAAGCCUUGUUGUUAAAAGUAUUUCGGGGCCCUGGGAAGCUGGGGAAGUGUUGUGUCCACUGCUGUGGAGGCCGGAUACCUGUCCUGCAAGCUCUCCAGGCUGGGUGUUGGGCAUGGUGAAUGCUGGCCUGGAGAACUCUGUGGCCCAGGAUUAACUGUUUAUCUACACAGGCCUAUCAGCCGGGGACCAUGUUAGGGCUUCAAAGACGAAGACGUGGUUCCUGAUCUUGAGUGUCACAGCCCAGUGACUGUUAACAUGGCCAUCAGGCAUUAAGACGGAGGCCAUGAGGGUGACACAUUAGAAUACAGGCACAAACUCUACGAGCUGUUGUCUUUUCCCUUCACCACCCCAUGGUACUUGCCUGGAAGCCCUGGCCUGCCUUCUCUGCCAUCAGGGUUAGUGAGGUGGUGGUGGUGGGGUCCCUGUCCCUGGAAAUCUGUCUCAGGCUGGCUUCAGGGAUGCAAGUAAGAGAGGUGCUCGAGGGAGAUGGGACCAGAUACUGACAGCAAGCGAAUGGCUCAGAGUCUAGUGUCAGCUGCUCAGCACGGGGGAAGGGGUGUGGGCCCCCUUAGAAAGGUGGGGUUCAGGAGCAGUGGAAGGUCCUGGCCUCCCUUAAGGAUGACCUCUUUUUUUUUUCUUUUUUAAAAUUUUAUUUAUUUUUGGCUGCGUUGGGUCUUUGUUGCUGCGCGCGGGCUUUCUCUGGUUGCAGCAAGCGGGGCUACUCUUCAUUGCGGUGCACAGGCUUCUCAUUGCAGUGGCUUCUCUUGUUGCAGAGCACGGGCUGUAGGGCGCGCAGGCUUCAGUAGUUGUGGCACGUGGGCUCAGUAGUUGUGGCUCGCGGGCUCUAGAGCACAGGCCCAGUAGUUGUGGCACAGUUGCUCCGUGGCAUGUGUGAUCUUCCUGGACCAGGGAUCGAACCCGUGUCCCCUGCACUGGCAGGCAGAUUCUUAACCACUGCGCCACCAGGAAAGCCCAAGGAUGACCUCUUACAUGGCCAAGGAAAGGCAGAUUCGAGAGGAAUGGUUUCCAGGUGGACGUGGAGGUGGGCAGACUAUGGAACUAAUGGACUAAGGAGACGAGAGGGAGGGAGGCAAAGGCCUCCUCAUUGGCCUCUGUCCCAGCUGCCCCUGUGGGGCUCCUGUCCCUUCGCUUCCCCCAAAUAAAAGGCCAUAAGAGAGCAGUGAGCCAAAGUGUUUUAUUAAAAAGGUUCCUGAUUUUCCCACCAUGUUUCCAGGCCAGCUCUGCCAGGAGGGUUCAGGUGGCUGGCACAGUGCUGAGGGGUCAUUGCCAUGAUGCUGCCCUGUCACUCAGUUCUGCCUGGGCUCCCUGCUGGUCUGCCUUCCCUUCCUUCAGCUACUGUCCACGGCCAUGGCCCCUCGCCUUAUUCCUGGGGCGGCCCCAGGCCGGUUCGGUCCCGCUGCAGGGCUCCCCGCUUGCUAUCUAUAAUCUCCUUCCAGUUGUCACUCCAGGAGAGCAGCCGUCUCCGUGGGGGGGGCAGGGCCAGGUGCUGGUUGUGGCAGCAGGUGAACAAGAUGUGCUCCCAGCUUGGGGUCUCCUCUUGGCCUGGGACAGGACACGGGAGGAAGGCAGUGAUACACUCUGUAAUCUGGUUAUUUUUACCCCCUCUCCCUAAUCCCAGCAGGCUAGAUGCCUGGAGGUUGCUAGGGAAAAGGGCUCCUACCUUGAAUGGUGUCCUUGUCAUCAAUGAGCAGGUCCCCCAAGACCACCGUCUUGUCCCUCGUCAAGAUAAUGCGCUCCACAAACUGGGGCCCCAGGUGCUUCUCCACCCAGCGGUACUGUGAGGUGGGCAUAGGUGGCUCAGUAGGGCCUGAUGGGCCCUUGAAGUCAGGGCCAGUGAGCAAGUAGGUGUGAGGGAGGGUCUACAGCAGCUCAUGAGAGAGAGGGCUCCCCUCUACCCCCCACCCCACCCCCGACUGUCUGUGUUUCUGCCGCUUUCUUUAGAAGACCAGGGCUUAGGAGCCUAAGUCUGCGGGUGAAGUGCUGGGGCAGCCGCACCUUCUCGUGCACACAGUGGUCGUACUUCAUCAGAGGGCUGGUGCAGAUGAAGACCUCGGUGCUGCGGGGGGGGGAGGGGGGCGGUUAGACAGGGUGAUGCCAGCGCCUGCUCCCCACCCCUUCCCUCCCCGCCCUUCCUCACUCCUGCAUGUCAUUCAUCUCCCGCAUUGCUUCCAAGGCUCCAGGGAUGGGCUCCAAGUCUAGGAAAAAGCCUGGGGCUUCAUACACACUGGCCACUUUGUCCUGAAAGAUACAGUGUUCCUGUCCUGGCUCUGAUCCCAGCAGACCUCUCCAGCCCCAGCGAGGACUCUCGAAGUUCCUGGGGGCGCUUCGGUCCCCAAAUCAGAGUCUCAGGUAGAGGACUUUGUUCAGGGGUAAGUACUCCCCCAGACUGUCUAGUCCUGAGGUGAACUGUGGAUUCUGAAGUGAGAGCUUUGUUAAUUUUAAACAGGAAGGUGUCACUGGACAUGGAGCAGAGACAGUCCUGACCCAAGGGGAGGUCUCCCCGCUCCCAGGUGUCCUGUGGGGUCGGGGCUCCCCGCUCCAGGGCGGCCCCGCGCCGCCGGGCCCCCCCACCUCCCUACCGCCAGGUCCGGGCGCAGGGCUCGGUACUGCUCGCAGGCGAGGAAGCCGCGGCGCUCCUGCAGCGGCACGUACGGCUCCCGGGGGAAGCUUCGGCGGAAGCCCCGCAGGAGGCCGGCCUCGAAAUCCGCCAGAACGCCGUCCAUGUCCACCAGCAGCCGCACUGGCCGCCCGCGCCGCGCAGCCAUCUGCAACGCCAUCGCAGCUAGGCAGGCGGCCCGGCGGAAAUGUGGCCCCGGCAGCCGCCGCGCGGAGCUGGGCAAGGGGACUGCAGCUUCCGGAGCCGUGGGGUGGGCGGGCCCGACCGCGGCUGAUUUGCAUGGGCAGCCCCGUUUCGGGGGGGUGGGGGGCGGCGUGGCGAUGGCUUGGGCUGCUUUCUGGUCUGAGGACGCACCUACGUGCACAUCAGCAGCCUUCCACGCUGUAGCAGACGUCCUCGCUCACCCCGAAUGUUACUCGGGGCAGAACUUCCAGGGGCCCGACAGGAGGGACUAUCCUAAAUACUGGGAAGCGUCGUCUAACAAGGAGUCAAGCCUCCUUAAACCUGAGACGCCAUACCUGCGCACCCUGCUGUGGGGACCGGAGCAGAGCUUCCGCCCCGUCACGGCAGCACCAACCCACGGCCCGAAUCACGGGGACUCCCAGUAACGGUUAGAAGUGAAUGAAUCUGCUGAAGACAACUGGUUCGUGUGAGCAGAGCUCCUCAGAGACGAAUUCAUAAACCAGAGUUGGCGUGAAACAUGGGAGCAUCUGCUUUAAACAUCCAGUUCCACCUGGAAGAGGCGAUUUUUCCACCAGGCUCAGGACUCAGAUGACCCUGUCCCCUUCUAUCUACGUGGACCCUUCCUUUGGAGCCUUCUUCUCUGACCACCCACCAUUGAGAAGCACCCUACAGGCAUGAGAGGACUUGAAAUUUUGAAUGUUAGCACCCAGCACAGGAGGGCAGCAAGGCAUGGGGCGCAGGCCUCUGUCGCUCCAUAUGGCACAGGAAGAUGCUUUUUGCAACGGGCACUGACAAGUUAGGGCAACACCAGGUAGGUUCAGCAUCAAGACA